Molecule: messenger RNA, 1646 nt
Organism: Styela clava
Lineage: Eukaryota; Metazoa; Chordata; Ascidiacea; Stolidobranchia; Styelidae
Source: RefSeq, a predicted model, not a curated record
CCCAUCUAGAAGAAUGGAUUCAUGGCUACUUGAAUUUAGAAUAAAUGUUAAAAUGAGUGGGAAGAGAGAAGAAUUUAUAAAUGAAAUAAGCAAGCUUAUAAAGACGAUGGACAUAAACUGCAAGCUUGUGUUUCAAAGUAGACAAAAGAUUACAGCCCUUUACGCAAACAGCAAUAGAUUGAAAGUCUUAUUACAAGAAGCAGACGAAGGCUUGUUCACGUUAGAUAUACACACUACAAACAUAGAUAAUCCCGAAUUUAAAGCUCUUGUUAAUAAGGUAGAUGAAGACAUAAGAAAAUUAGAGUUUGCAGAAAUUCCGAAAACACCUCGGUAUGAUAGUCUUCCUCCAUUGAAAAGAGGUAGAGAGUUUUCAUGUUACGAUGUAUGUGAGGGAUUCAUCGUUGAAAAAGAUUUUGACAAAGUAGUGUUUGAUGAAGUUACAUCAAAACAACAUAUACGGAUUUUACACUCAGUUGCAUUUGGAAAUUGCCUGUAUUGUGAUAAUGAUACAAAUAUUGGGGAAACCGACUACGAAGCGUUUUCGUACGCUUUGUCUGGAUUUGGAAGAGUGGAGUAUACAAAUAAAACUGUACUUAUUCUUGGAGGAGGCGAUGGGUGUAUUGUACGAAGAAUCAAAGAUCUUGGAGCGUCCAUGAUAACAGCCGUAGAUUAUGAUCAGCGAAUGAUUGAUGUUACAAAACUGUACUUUCGACCAAUUUGUGGUGAUGUCCUAGAUUCUAUGACUGGGAAAAAUUAUCGAAUUAUUAUUGAAGAUGCAGAAGAAUAUCUCAAAAGAGCCGUGAAAAAUAGGUUAAAAGUUGAUGUUAUCAUAAAUGACAUAACUUCAAUUCCAGUAAGCUUGAAAAAUGAAGGGAAUAAAUGGAUUUUUCUCAGACAACUUCUUAACCUUUCAAUGGAAGUUCUGAAGGAGAACGGUAUUUACAUUUGUCAUGGAAACGCAGCAAGACAUCCCCAAUAUCAGAAAUUAUUCGAAAAUGCACUUAAUAAAUUGAAGUACUCAGUAACAUUUUCCAAAGAAAUAGCUUACAUACCAUCGUAUCAAGAAAAUUGGAUAAUCUAUCUUAUCUGGAAAAACUCAAAAAAACAGGGCUGCACACAUAAAUAAAUUUAAUGAAUACCAAAUUGAUAUAGCAAGUUGCAAUCAUUUGAGAUCCUCAUUUAUAAUCCAAUAAAAGAUUUCAUACACUUUACUCGUGCAAGAAACCGAACAGAUAUACUGUUUAAAAUGCUUUGGAUAUGACAGAUAUCAUUUCAAUAAAUAUUUGCAUCAAAAAGGUUCCUGGUUUUUGCUACACUUUUUUGUAUAUAUAUAAAGAUAUAAUAAUUUUGAAUAAUUAAAUUUUUUCAAUUCAGUGGAUGAAUGUUUGGCUCAAUUUGAUCAAUUUAAUAUAAAUUAUAAGCUAAUAUUUAAAUACCCAGAAUUUGUAGUUGAGAUAUUAUAUUUUGCUUGAAUGAUGUACUUCACAUUUAGUCUUCUCAAUAAAAAAUUGCUGAUUUUCGUAACUAGUAUUCAUUUGCUCUUCCUACUUUUUCAAAUUUAUGAGACAUUUUCUUUUCCUAUAUUUAUAAUUGCCGAAUUCAUUGUAAGUGCUUUCCUUUAGCAAAUCUAUUAAAUUUGCACUAUU